UAGAGAAAUAUCUAUAUACGGCAAGACAGAUUGUGUGGUGGGAAUAAGUAAACGGGACGGGCAUACUUACGUCUUUGACCGCAACUAGAACCAUCCAGAAACCACCAGUAUCUUCAACACACGGCUGUAAAAAUACCGACACUUUCGACCUCUUCCUCUGCUGCAAUUUCUCUGGAGCAGGAAUUUAAUGGCAGACGAAAUUAACAAGCCUCUGAAAAAAGUGUGUGUGACUGGAGCAGCGGGAUACAUCGGAUCAUGGUUAGUCAAAAAUCUGUUAGAAAGGGGCUACAUCGUCAACGCCACUCUUCGAGAUCCAGGGGAUGAGACAAAAUCUGGGCCUUUGUUGAAGCUGCCCGGAGCAGAAGAAAGGCUUAAGCUCUUUAAAGCUGAUUUGUGUUUAGAGGGCAGUUUUGAUUCUGCAGUGGAGGGUUGUCAUGGAGUUUUUCAUGUGGCAAGUCCCAUGGAUUUUACAAAACCUAAUCCGGAUGAUUUUAUUGUACCUGCUGUAAAUGGGGUACAUAAUGUUAUGAAAGCUUGCGUAAGAGCUGAAUCUGUUAGGCGUGUAAUUUUCACUUCAUCAGUUUCAGCUGCUUCUCCAAUGAAUGACAAGGGGGAAUUCACCCAGAUGUGCCUUGAUGAAAGGUGUUGGAGCCCCAUAAAUUUCCUUAAAUCUCAGACAAAUAAGGUAGCUUGGUAUAUGUUGGCUAAGACCUUAGCAGAACAAGAGGCCCUUAAAUAUGGCCUUAAUAAUAACAUUGAGGUGGUGACCAUCCUACCAAGUGUGGUGAUUGGGCCUUGGUUUACAACUACGUCUAAUCUUUCAUCUGCUCAAAUAAUAUUAGCCCUGAUUGGAGGAAAUGAUGGAUCUUAUGAAGGAUCUUAUGAAGUGCUCAAGUUCACGGAAUUCAUGGUGGGAUCUAUACCAAUUGUUCAUAUCGAUGAUACUUGUAAUGCCCACAUAUUCUUGAUGGAACAUACUGAAGCUCAAAAUCGUUAUGUUUGUGCAUCUGACUCAAUGAGUCUUAAGUGUCUCAAAGAUUUCAUUUUCAAACAUUAUCCACAAUGCAGGAACUCUAUCAAGUUGGAUGAGGAUGAUGCACUUCAUAUAUGUUUGCCAGUUUCAUCAAAAAAGUUGUUGGAUAUGGGCUUCUCUUAUAAGUAUCAAUUACGAGAGGCUCUUGAUGAGACUAUAGAAUGUUUUAUAAAGAAUGGACUGUUGGAGUUGUAAUCUAACAUGUGGAUUGCUUUAUCAAUAAGUUGUAAUUCAUAGUACUUGAUUAACAAAGUGUUAUAAAUGAAAACUAAUUUUUAUUGA
Messenger RNA from Cryptomeria japonica (Japanese cedar), 1315 nucleotides. Its product is annotated as putative anthocyanidin reductase. The transcript has 6 exons. Lineage: Eukaryota; Viridiplantae; Streptophyta; Pinopsida; Cupressales; Cupressaceae. The record is from RefSeq and is a predicted model, not a curated record. Gene Ontology annotation, molecular function: oxidoreductase activity, acting on the CH-OH group of donors, NAD or NADP as acceptor. Bases 188 to 1228 code for a protein of 346 amino acids.